Myotis daubentonii (Daubenton's bat) is the source of this 1097-nucleotide messenger RNA. Its product is annotated as fatty acid-binding protein 9-like. The record is from RefSeq and is a predicted model, not a curated record. NCBI's taxonomy places the organism in Eukaryota, Metazoa, Chordata, Mammalia, Chiroptera, Vespertilionidae. Gene Ontology annotation, molecular function: lipid binding.
GCUGAUCUCUAUUGAAAAUUGUUUCCAGUUCUCAAGCUAUAUCUAUAUAUAUCGGGUGACCCUGGCGUAUAAAUCUCUUUGCUAGAAGCGAUAAUUGUUGACCUAAAUUCAACUCACAUGUUAAUUUUCUGCACUUUAAUUUGGAGGUAGAUAAAACGAGUCAGAGCCAGUGCCCAGACUCUCUGGUCUUGCUGCUGCCCAUUGGCCACUUCAGAAGUCACAUGACGAAGGUGCCUUGUAAAUGAAGAUGUGGGGAGCACUGGAUUGCCCAUGUUUCUUAGCUUCUGGUUGUGGGUGCCUCUUCUCAGCAAGCUCUCCAUCAUGGUCGAGCCCUUCUUGGGAACUUGGAAACUGGAAUCCAGUGAGAACUUCGAGGAAUACUUGGAACAACUGGGCGUGCCCGGCACCAUCCGGCACCUGGCCGCCCUGGAGAAGCCCAGGAUCUGCAUCAGCGCCCACGGGGACAAGGUGAGCCUCAGGACAGAGACCUCUUUCAAGAACUUCGAGAUCUCCUUCAAGCUGGGGGAAGAGUUUGACGAAACCACAGCCGAUGGCCGGAAAGUGAAGAGCAUCAUACGGUUGGACGGCGACUCAUUGGUCCAUGUCCAAAAAUGGCUUGGCAAGGAGACAACAGUCAAAAGACAAAUCGUAGAUGGGAAAAUGGUGGCGAAACACACCAUGAAUAAUGUUGUCAGCAGGCGAGUCUUCAGAAAGGAAUGAAGAAAGCCACCGCAUCUGUGAAAACCCACUCACCAAGAAAACACGGGGGUGAAGGUCUGCCUCAGGGCCAGUGAUUUUAAAAAUUGCUUAGUAGAAACGCUCAAUAAAGCAUCAGAUUAGGUGCAGUUUCAGAGCUGAGUCAUACUGAGUUUGGGACAUUGUGAUAAAACGGUGGGGCAGGAAGCUCCUGGCCUGGGGUGCGAUUGUAGGAGCACCAGCGCCCUCUUUGUCCUCUGCCACCUGCCCCCCAGGGCCUGCGUGACCCACGUUAAAGUAUCUGUCAAGUGGUGCUUUGUGGAGAUUCACAUGGCUUCAAAGGGGGGGGGGACAGUAUCAUCAUUGGAACCUGCCUUGGGCAGCACAGAUGCUGAGAACUA